This is a messenger RNA of Musa acuminata AAA Group (dessert banana), 1881 nucleotides long. RefSeq names its product serine--tRNA ligase, chloroplastic/mitochondrial. Gene Ontology annotation, molecular function: tRNA binding; ATP binding; serine-tRNA ligase activity. Lineage: Eukaryota; Viridiplantae; Streptophyta; Magnoliopsida; Zingiberales; Musaceae. Gene Ontology annotation, cellular component: mitochondrion. Gene Ontology annotation, biological process: mitochondrial seryl-tRNA aminoacylation. The coding region runs from base 83 to 1663 and encodes 526 amino acids. The transcript is spliced from 10 exons. The record is from RefSeq and is a predicted model, not a curated record.
AUCCGCGCCGCCCAUCCCAUCCGCCUCCGUCGGUGCCAGCGGCUUCUGCCUCCUCUCUGUCCCUCCACGGCCCCCCACGGCGAUGAUAUCAUGCGGGUGCUUCGGAGGGACAACCUUCCACGGUCUCGCACUCGCUCCCUCUAUCUGCCGCUCUCCGUCGAUGUUCUCUCCUCUCCGAACCCUAACCCUAACCGUUGCCGCCACGAAUCCCCACCACCGCCUCCUCCGCAGGGUGCUCUUUCCUACUAUUGUUAGGGCCUUCUCUUCCACCGCCCUCCCCACGGCUCCCAUCACGAAGCAAGAAGGAAAAGCUGCUGCAAAGCCGCAGUGGAAGGCCGCCAUCGACUUCAAAUGGAUUAGGGACAACAAGGAUGUUGUUGCUGCCAACAUAAAGAACAGGAAUUCCAAUGCCAAUUUGGAUCUCGUUCUUGAGCUGUACGAGAAGUUCCUAAAUCUUCAGAAGGAGGUUGAACGGCUUCGAGCUGAAAGAAAUGUAGUCGCUAAUAAAAUGAAAGGGAAGCUAGAGCCAUCUGUACGUCAAGCUCUUGUGGAAGAAGGAAAAAAUUUGAAAGAAGGACUUGUUUCCCUGGAAGAAGAUCUAGUUCAACUUACAGAUCAGCUUCGACAGGAAGCACAGUGUCUACCAAAUAUAACACAUCCAGAUGUUCCUAUAGGGGGUGAGGAGAGUUCCAUAAUCAGAAAGAUGGUAAGAAGUCCGUGGGAGUUUAACUUUAACAUUAAAGAUCAUCUUGAGCUAGGAAAGGAUCUUGAUUUGUUUGAUUUUGAUGCAGCAGCUGAGGUCAGUGGUUCAAAGUUUUAUUAUCUAAAGAAUGAAGCAGUCUUAUUAGAAAUGGGCCUAAUUAAUUGGGCAAUUGCAGAAGUUUCAAAACGGGGAUAUAUACCUCUUAUCACACCAGAAAUUGUAAGAUCAUCUGUUGUUGAGAAGUGUGGCUUUCAGCCAAGGGGGCAAAAUACACAGGUGUAUUCUAUCGAGAACAAUGACCAGUGUCUCAUUGGAACAGCAGAAAUUCCUGUUGGAGGCAUCCAUAUGGAUUCAAUUCUUCCUGAAUCUGCUUUGCCUUUAAAGUAUGUAGCCUACUCACACUGUUUUCGCACUGAAGCUGGUGCUGCAGGAACAGCGACAAGGGGCCUUUAUAGAGUUCACCAGUUCAGCAAAGUUGAGAUGUUUAUAUUCUGUCGUCCUGAGGAAAGUAACUUGUACCAUGAAGAACUUAUUGCCAUUGAGGAAGACCUUUUCAGCUCUCUUGGACUUCAUUUCAAGACUUUAGAUAUGGCAACAGGUGACUUGGGUGCACCUGCAUAUCGUAAGUUUGACGUGGAGGCAUGGAUGCCAGGAUUAGGGCGGUACGGUGAAAUAUCAAGUGCAUCAAACUGCACAGAUUACCAAAGCCGGAGGCUGGGCAUCCGUUACCGUCCAUCAUCUGAUACGCCAGCAACCUCGAAGAAAGGCAAGGGCAGCAAUCUGGCACCCACGCAGUUUGUUCAUACCCUUAACGCGACAGCUUGUGCUGUUCCUCGCAUGAUCAUAUGUCUUUUAGAGAACUUCCAGCAAGAGGAUGGUGCUGUAGUAAUUCCGGAGCCGCUGAGGCCUUACAUGGGAGGAUUAAAUGUCAUCUCUCCGAAAGCCAAAACAAGUCAAUGAGAAUCCUUUUGAAGUUGAAUUUCUUGCUUCUGUGUAUUUUAAUUUUAUUUACAUAGAUCGAAGUCUGCAGAAUAAGAAAUUCAUGGCAGCUGAGAACUUAUUAGCUUUUUUUUUUUUUUUCUGAAACUCAGCUGACUAUUAUCUAAAUUGACAUUUUGAAGUGUCUUUUAUUGUUUCAAGGUAUUAAUAUGCACAAGAGGAAGAGAUGCCAUUGAGAA